GCCCUUGCAGCUGGAGCCUCCGGCCCCGUCUGCGCUGACGAAUGACGGUCGAGCCCGGCACCGCCGGCGCUGCCGCUGCCACAACUGACGCGGCCUGCGGCGGCACCAAGCAAUCGCCUGCCAGCAGCAGCGGCCAACAGGCCCAGCAGCAGCAGCAGUGCGCGCACGUGCCGAGGCGGGCGCUGUCGCUAAAACUCUCCUCCUGCCCGCGCACGUGCCCACGUCCUUCGAUCGACCUGGGCGACGUCUCCGCGCCGGUGCCUGUGCCCGCGGCCGUGGCGCCCCUGUUCGCGCCCCUCACCCUGACCGGCGCCCCCAAGAAGACCGCCUUCCAGCUCACCAACCGCAUCGUGUACGCGCCGCUCACACGCAUGCGCGCCACCGGCACCAUCCCGCAGCCGUCCGCCGCGACGUACUACGGCCAGCGCGCCGUGCCGGGCACGCUGAUGAUCACCGAGGCCACCAACAUCAGCGCCGAGGCCUACGGCUACCUCAACUCCCCGGGCCUGUACACGCCGGAGCAGCUGCAGGCCUGGAAGCCCAUCGUGCGCACCGUGCGCGACAAGGGCGCCGUGUUCUUCUGCCAGCUGUGGCACACCGGCCGCGCCUCACACAACGACCUGCAGCCUCACGGCACCGCCCCCAUCAGCUCCAGCACCCGGCCCAUCACCUCGCCCGAGUACACCGUGUACACACCCACCGGCCCCAAGCCCUACCCCACGCCCCGAGCCGCCACUCGCGAGGACAUCAAGCGCAUCAUCAAGGAGUACGCCGCCGCGGCCGUGGCCGCCGUUGAGGUGGCGGGAUUCGACGGCGUGGAGAUCCACGGGGCAAAUGGAUACCUCAUCGACCAGUUUAUCAAGGACAACGUAAACGACCGCACCGACGAGUACGGCGGCAGCAUUGAGAACCGCUGCCGCUUCGCGCUGGAGGUGACGGAGGCGGUGGUGGCGGCGGUGGGCGCAGACCGCGUAGGCAUCCGCCUCAGCCCCUUCACGAACUUUCUGGAUGUCGCUGACUCCACGCCGUACGGCACGAAUGUGUACCUGCUGGAGCAGCUGAACAAGUUCGGCCUGGCGUACGUGCACAUGGUGGAGCCGCGCAUGGCGGGCAACGAGGAGCGCGCUACCACGGAAACGCUGCUGCCGUUCCGGGCGGUGUGGAAGGGCACCUUCAUGGCAGCGGGCGGCUUCCGACCCGGCAGCGGCGCCCAGGCGGUGGCCAGCGGCCACUGCGACCUGGUGGCGUACGGCAGGUGGUACCUGGCCAACCCUGACUUCCACAAGCGCGUCCUGCUGGGCGCCCCCCUCAACCCCUACAACCGUGACACCUUCUACGGUGGCGGCCUGCAAGGGUACAUCGACUACCCCACCCUGGAGCAGCUGAAGGAGAAGGGGCAGCUGCAGGAGGGCGGCGCGGCGGCGGUGACUGACAAGUAGAGCCUGGGGGGUGUUUGAAAGCGGCCGCAGCUGAGGGGCGUGCAGUAUGCAGACGUGACAGGGGGGGGGGCUGCGUAUAUUGUUUGUGGUGUACAAGGUGGUUUGCACAUUCUUUCGGGCCUUUCUGCCUUGUUCGGGCUCGACGAUUCGUGCUGGGGUGGCCCUACACUCCCAACAUAAAAACCAUCGUCACGCUUGCAGGCGCUUGCAGGCGUACAUGUGGGCAGCUCAGCUUGAGGUACAGGAAUAUAUCCACGGCGACGCCGGUUGUAGUUGGUGUGUAGGCUUUGCGCUGUGCUGCGUACCGCAAAUGCGUGAAUCCUGACGGGGGGGGGGGGUUGCAGGGAUACGGGUCAAGAGGUCAACCGUUUGCAGAUUGACCACCGUUUGCACUACAUGCGGUGGGUGCAUGUCGUUAUGAGAGGCAGCGUUGAGAUUACUAAGCAAGCUGCUGGGUCUGGCUCACGUGCCAGGAGCUGGAAAGCAGUCGUGGGUGAAACCACGACCUUUCUGGGCACCCAGGUGUACCCCGGUCAACUGUGACUGGGCUCGGCCAGACUCGAAACCCUCGGCAACAUGACAGUCAUGUUGCACCCAGCAAAGGGCAUGGCAGGCAAAACUUCCCUAGCGAGAAGCGCGAGUACGCGACUAGCGCGCCGCAUUCGCCGUGUUCGGACCCUGCGCUCGAUCGCAAAUGGGCG
Molecule: messenger RNA, 2140 nt
Organism: Chlamydomonas reinhardtii
Lineage: Eukaryota; Viridiplantae; Chlorophyta; Chlorophyceae; Chlamydomonadales; Chlamydomonadaceae
Exons: 8
Coding region: 42-1439 (465 amino acids)
Molecular function (GO): oxidoreductase activity; FMN binding
Source: RefSeq, a predicted model, not a curated record